CGCGUUUGAAUUCAUUUUCAUAGUGAAGUAGGUAGGUAGAUAUGGUUACCUAAUUUAAUUUCCAGUUAAUACGAUAAAAAUGAUCCCAAAUGAACGAAAUGAUUACGUUGAAACUAUCGCACCGAUACUUUACUGUUUUAAAAUUUAUGGAAUUAUACCAAUGCAACUCAAGAUCAAACAUAAUAAUUCGAAGUUUCUAGCAUCAAAAAGUAUCGCAGCGUUAACGCAGUUUAUUUAUUUACUAAAUGCUGCCUAUAAUGUGGUUACUUUAUUUGAAAUGGUUGGAAACGUUGGAGAAAACUUUAAUUUAAAAAUGUUAUUAGCUUUCGCUCCUCAAAUUUCCUUGAAGUUUAUUGUUUCCAUUAUACCACUAGGUAUUUGGACAAAAACUAGUCCAUUAAGUGACUACUGGAAUAAAUGGAAAGAGUUUCAGACCGACUUCGAAAGAAUAUCCGAAACCGAGUUCGAUACAAAACUGAAGAAAACAAUCCGAAAAAUCAUCAUCGCCGCAACUCUGUUCAUACUUAUGGGCGAAAUAAUAGUACAAAACUACAUACCUUAUGACGAUAAUUACGUGAGAUUUGUUUCAGAUUAUAUGAAUAUUUCAAUCGUGUACUAUUUAGGAGCCUAUUGGUAUAUAAAUUGUAUCUAUACUAAAUCCAUCGCCAAAGAAAUUAUAUCUUUAGCUCAAAAAAUAUUGACACAAAAUGAACAUGCUGGCAAAUUACACGAAAUCACUUCGUUAUGGAUUACAUCGUGCGAAUUAAUGGAACAGUUUUACGUUAUUCACAGCACUCUGCUUUUAGUUUACAUCAUAGAUACAAUUGUGGCAAUGACCAUUUUCGCUUUCAUCUGCAUGAAUAGCUCAGCGUUUAUAGAUAUUUACGGUGUAGGAAUUCAGCUGAAUGGGUUGUUCGUAUGCAUGUUUAUCAUAUUCUUGAUUUGCGAGACAGCUUAUUCCGUUUUUAAACAGGUUGUUAUAAACCAAAGAAAAAUAUUACUAUCAGAAAAUUUAACAAGAAUGAACUCAUCAAUGCUUCAAUCGAUAUUAAUCUUCUUGGAAGCAAUAUUUGUAAAGAAUCCAGGAGUUUCCAUAAAAGGAUAUCUAACAUUGAAUCGCUCAGUAUUUGUAUCGAUUUUAGCAGUUUGCAUUAAUUAUUUAAUCGUGUUACGACAGUUUCAAUAAACCACCAUUAGCGAAUCGUGAUUGAUGAUACGUAUUGGUAGAAAAAAACAUAAUGUUUCUGCCAUUAACAGAACGAAAUAAAUACUUGAAUGGAAUAAAA
Messenger RNA from Planococcus citri (citrus mealybug), 1286 nucleotides. Its product is annotated as gustatory and odorant receptor 24-like. The transcript has 7 exons. The record is from RefSeq and is a predicted model, not a curated record. Lineage: Eukaryota; Metazoa; Arthropoda; Insecta; Hemiptera; Pseudococcidae. The coding region runs from base 80 to 1186 and encodes 368 amino acids. Gene Ontology annotation, biological process: sensory perception of taste. Gene Ontology annotation, cellular component: membrane.